Alternaria hordeiaustralica is the source of this 1005-nucleotide messenger RNA. RefSeq lists its product as uncharacterized. Lineage: Eukaryota; Fungi; Ascomycota; Dothideomycetes; Pleosporales; Pleosporaceae. The transcript has a single exon. The coding region runs from base 1 to 1005 and encodes 334 amino acids. The record is from RefSeq and is a predicted model, not a curated record.
AUGGUGGUGAUCAAGGAAGAAGAUGGAGAGCUUGCCACAGAGGAAGACACGAAAGAGAACGCAAAGAAUGAAGAGAACAUCAUCAGGUUGCCAGAUGUGGAUCCCGCCAUCUUCGGUCUUUUCCUCAAGUUCAUCUACAAGGACUCAUAUCCAUCCAACGUGGACGCGAGGACUCUGCCAAACAAUGCCCAUGUUUACCCGAGGACAGCCAGCGCAAACACCGCUGCUUCCAUUCCAGCGACAACACUGGCACCUCGUCAACCACCCACUCAGAUGGCAUCUCACUUCCAGCCCACCUACCCGCUCACCCCCGCUCAAACCCCAACCCGAACAACCAUGCCACCCCCUCCUAUCCCACACAACAUAACCUCUCCGCAACCCAUCCCCCCUUCAAUCCACGCCUGGCUCCUCGCCCAACGUCUCGGCGCCCUCUCCUUCAUGAACCACACCAUCCAACACAUCUACUCCGGUAUAGGCCGUCACUUCGCCCUAACACCCACACUCAUCGACCACGUAUGGCGGGAGACCACACCCUCAUCUUCUCCCAUAUCAACGAUUCUAACACCCUCCCCUCUCCGCAACCUCCUCCUCCACACUCUGACGACCUACUGGUCGCAGCCAGGCCCGCAGCAGAACCCCAACGCCAUCAUCUUGCGCUCGCUAUCCGUGUCGCACGGACAAGGACAUCUCUCGACGGGGUUGAAAGACGCGUGGGAUAGGCUGUUUAACGAACAUGAGGAUUUGAGGAACGAGUUUAUUCAUGGGUUACAGGCGGGUCCGGGGCAGUUGGGUGCUGUGGGGGCGUAUUUCGCUACUUCGGCUACUGUGGUCGUGGGAACUGGGGGUGGAGGUGGGGGUAUGGGUAGGAGCGAGGCUGUGAAGGGAAAGGAGAAGGAGAAAGGUGAGGGUGUUGGAUGGGUGGAUACGGGCAGGGGGGUUAUCAUUAAGGAUGAGGAACAUGGUGGGAUGAAGGUUUUGAACGAGACGAAGGCGACUCGUGCCUAA